This is a messenger RNA of Effrenium voratum, 2463 nucleotides long. NCBI's taxonomy places the organism in Eukaryota, Dinophyceae, Suessiales, Symbiodiniaceae. The record is from the annotation of a GenBank genome assembly.
UGGAAAGAAAACAUCCGCGUGCGCGUUUCCGCGGAGCAGCAGCAUGUCCGUCGCCAGCAUCGUCCCUCUGGAGGACGGAUGGGAAAAAAUCAAGAAUGAGGGCAUAAAGGUGCUCGAAGAGUUUUUAGACACCGGGCACAUUAGAAAGACUGUCCCUCAGAACCAAGAUCCGGCCAAGCCUCGGAAUGUCUUCAGCAAGGCCAACUAUGCAGAACUGUACACGACCGUCUACAACAUGUGCACACAGCGGACGCCCAACAAUUGGUCGGAACAGCUGUACCGGCGCUACGGCGAGGCCAUGUCGGACUAUGUCCAGCGUCAGGUGCUACCAGCCCUCAAAGACAAGACAGACAUCCCGCUGAUGAAGGAGCUCCUGCAUAGGUGGUCCAAUCACAAGAUCUAUGUGAAGUGGAUGGACAGAUUCUUCACUUACUUGGACAGGUACUACGUAAAGUUGCAGUCAGUGGAGCCUCUGCACAACAGGGGCUACAGCAUUUUCAACACCCAGGUCUUCCAGAUUGUCAUCAAAGACACCAGGGCUGCACUGCUGAAGGUGAUCAACCAAGAACGGCAAGGCGAGCACAUUGACCAGGACUUGGUCAAAGGUGUGAUUGAAAUUUAUAUCGACCUUGGCCUGAAUAACACCAACCUCUACAACACCGAAUUCGAGGAAUCCUUCCUGCCCGCCACAACGAGCUACUUCGUGAGGCAAGCCUCAGGCUGGCUCUCGGAGGAUUCCUUCCCAGAGUACCUGCGAAAAGCUGAGGCCGCGCUCCAUGCAGAAGAACAGAGAUGUCACAACUACCUCAGCAGGACGACGCUUCCCAAGCUGAAGAAUGUUGUGAUCCAGGCAGUUCUUGCCCAGCCACAGGCACAAUUGCUGGAGAAGGAGACGGGUGUAGUAUACUUGCUGGACAACGACAAGCGGGAGGACCUGGCGCGGAUGCAUCGUAUGUUCACGCUGGUGGACAACGGUCUGGCCCCCAUUGCGCAAUCCUUCCGCCAGUAUGUCACUGACAGGGGGAACCAGAUCGUCGAUGAGCGCGUGGAGCAGCAGAAGAGCAUCUCCUCCAAGGCCGAGGCUUUGAACGACCCAACUUUUAUCCAGACGCUGCUGGAGCUGCAUGAUCGCUUCAAAGGCAUUGUGCACGAGUGCUUCUCCCAAGACUCGCUCUUCCAGAAGUCACUGAAAGAAGCCUUUGAAGUCUUUGUGAACCGCGACAUCGGCAAGUUCUCUUUUGCUGCCUUGAUGUCCUCCUUCUGCGACCGCAUCCUCAAGAAGUCAGGAGAGCGGUUGUCGGAUGAGCAAGUGGAGACCCUCCUGACGAAGAUGGUCGAACUCUUCUCCUUCCUUAGCGACAAGGACCUCUUCGCGGAGAUCUACAGGAAUCAGCUUUCCAAGAGGCUGCUGUACGAGACCUCAGCCUCAGAAGAUGCUGAGAAGAGUAUGAUCGCCAAGCUGAAGAUGAAGUGCGGUGCUCAGUUCACCUCCAAGCUGGAGGGCAUGUUGACGGACCUGUCUUUGGCCCUUGACACGCAGAAGGACUUCAAGGAGCACUGCGAGCGGUUGCCAGAGGGCAAGGGUGCGCUGGGCGGAAUCGACUUCAACGUUACAGUGCUGACCACUGGAUUUUGGCCCUCCUAUCAGGUGCAGGAAGCCAGCCUUUGCCCUGAGAUGCAGAAGGCCAUCCAAGUCUUCAGCAACUACUACAAUGGGAAGACGCAGCACCGGCGGCUGCAAUGGAUCCAUUCCCUGGGCCAGGCGACCAUCGCCGCCAAGCUGAAUGGCCGCAGGCAUGAUCUCAUCGUCAACUCCUAUCAGGCGUUGAUCUUGCUGCUCUUCACCCGGGAUGAGGCGCACAACCUGAGCUUUAUCCAGAAUUCGACGGGCUUGGAGCCCGGCAUGUGCAAGAAGCUUCUGGCAACGCUUUCGAUUGCCAAGUUCAAGAUCUUGAGCAAGACGGGCGAUCUCAAAACCAUCGAGGAUGACGCCUCCUUCGCGCCCAAUGAUAGCUUCCAGUGCCAGCACCGGAAAAUCAAGAUUCCGCCUCCCGUGACCGAGGAGACGCACAACAAGGAGCGUGUGGAGGAGGAUCGAUCAAUUGCCAUCGAGGCGGCCAUUGUGCGAAUCAUGAAGAUGAGAAAGACGCUGAAUCAUCAGCAGCUCGUCACCGAGGUGCUGACGCAGCUGGCUUUCUUCAAGCCCAAUCCCAAACUGGUGAAGCAGAGGAUCGAACACCUGAUCGAACGCGAGUACCUCGAGCGCGACAAGAACCAGGCAUCCGUUUAUCGCUACCUGGCGUGAUGCUGGCAAUGUUUGGAGAUGUGCAUGCGCCCGAGGCACGCUCGCCUGCAAAGUCUCACCCUGUCACUGCAUCUUCCACGCAGCGACAGCGGGCCGACGCCGGGACGCGCGACAUGCGAUGACAAAUAGAUGGUGCAGACAAGCUGCCAGAGGGAAAA